Molecule: messenger RNA, 5055 nt
Organism: Propithecus coquereli (Coquerel's sifaka)
Lineage: Eukaryota; Metazoa; Chordata; Mammalia; Primates; Indriidae
Gene: ASCC3
Product: activating signal cointegrator 1 complex subunit 3
Exons: 30
Coding region: 1-4392 (1463 amino acids)
Molecular function (GO): nucleic acid binding; ATP binding
Source: RefSeq, a predicted model, not a curated record
AUGUUUGCUUCUAAUAUUGGACAGCUGGCUUUUAAAGGGAUGAAGAGACUCAAUAGAAUCCAGUCAAUAGUGUUUGAGACUGCCUACAACACCAAUGAGAAUAUGCUGAUUUGUGCCCCUACUGGAGCUGGAAAGACCAACAUUGCAAUGCUUACAGUCUUGCAUGAAAUUCGCCAACAUUUUCAACAAGGUGUUAUCAAAAAGAAUGAAUUUAAGAUUGUAUAUGUUGCUCCAAUGAAAGCCUUGGCAGCUGAAAUGACAAAUUACUUCAGCAAACGUCUAGAGCCACUGGGCAUCGUUGUGAAAGAAUUGACUGGUGAUAUGCAGUUGUCAAAGAGUGAAAUUUUACGAACACAGAUGCUUGUGACCACACCAGAAAAAUGGGAUGUAGUGACAAGAAAGAGUGUUGGGGAUGUAGCUCUUUCCCAAAUUGUAAAACUCCUUAUUCUUGAUGAAGUUCAUUUGCUGCAUGAAGAUAGAGGACCAGUAUUAGAAAGCAUAGUUGCACGUACUUUACGGCAGGUUGAAUCCACACAGAGUAUGAUAAGGAUUCUUGGACUCUCUGCAACCUUACCCAACUACCUCGAUGUUGCUACAUUUUUACAUGUUAAUCCGUAUAUUGGACUUUUCUACUUUGACGGCCGUUUUCGACCAGUACCUCUGGGACAGACAUUUUUGGGGAUUAAAAGUGCAAAUAAGAUGCAGCAAUUGAAUAACAUGGAUGAAGUAUGUUAUGAAAGUGUUUUGAAGCAAGUAAAGGCUGGACACCAGGUAAUGGUGUUUGUACAUGCUCGAAAUGCCACUGUAAGAACAGCUAUGUCUCUAAUAGAAAGAGCAAAAAACUGUGGCCAAAUUUCCUGCUUUUUACCUCCCCAAGGACCUGAAUAUGGACAUGCAGAAAAACAGGUGCAAAAGUCCAGAAAUAAGCAAGUACGAGAAUUAUUCCCAGAUGGUUUUAGUAUUCAUCAUGCAGGAAUGCUUCGGCAGGACAGAAAUUUGGUUGAAAACUUGUUUUCUAAUGGGCAUAUCAAAGUCCUAGUCUGUACAGCUACAUUAGCCUGGGGUGUCAAUCUUCCUGCUCAUGCUGUUAUUAUUAAGGGAACACAAAUAUAUGCUGCAAAAAGAGGCUCCUUUGUUGACCUUGGAAUUUUAGAUGUCAUGCAGAUAUUUGGUCGAGCCGGACGACCACAAUUUGACAAAUUUGGGGAAGGAAUCAUUAUAACAACGCAUGACAAACUCAGCCAUUACCUCACUUUGCUCACUCAACAAAACCCAAUUGAGAGUCAGUUUCUGGAAAGCCUUGCAGAUAACCUAAAUGCAGAGAUUGCUUUGGGAACAGUUACUAACGUGGAGGAAGCAGUGAAGUGGAUAAGUUAUACUUAUCUUUAUGUACGGAUGAGAGCAAAUCCAUUAGUAUAUGGCAUCAAUCACAAGGCUUAUCAGAUUGACCCAACUUUAAGAAAGCAUCGAGAACAGUUGGUCAUUGAAGUUGGACGAAAACUAGACAAAGCAAAGAUGAUUCGUUUUGAGGAACGAACUGGAUAUUUUUCCUCAACUGAUUUGGGUCACAUUUUGCAUCAUGUGAAUAUUGGAUUGAAGGUCAAACAAUGUGUUCAUCAGAUUCCUUCCGUCACGAUGGAAGCAUCCAUUCAGCCCAUUACACGAACUGUCCUCCGAGUAACACUCAGCAUCUAUCCUGAUUUCACUUGGAAUGAUCAGCACAUUGGCUCUAACCACCAAUCUCCCCCUAAUAUUCUUCAGAAUGCAGCUAGAAUCGUCCGUGCUCUUUUUGAAAUUGCUCUGAGGAAACGUUGGCCUGCCAUGACCUACAGGCUCCUGAAUCUUAGUAAAGUCAUCGACAAGAGGCUAUGGGGUUGGGCUAGCCCUUUGAGACAAUUUUCAGUUCUACCACCACAUAUCCUAUCAAGAUUAGAAGAAAAAAACCUUACUGUGGAUAAGCUAAAAGACAUGAGGAAAGAUGAAAUAGCUCCUGGAGGUGUAGAGAAUAGUUAUGGGAAAAUAAACAUCUUACUUCAAACUUACAUCAGCCGAGGAGAGAUGGACAGUUUCUCCCUUAUAUCAGAUUCUGCAUAUGUUGCUCAGGUACAUGGAACAGUGGGAGAACCCUGGUGGAUUUGGGUAGAAGAUCCUACGAAUGAUCAUAUUUAUCAUUCAGAGUAUUUUCUAACUCUAAAAAAACAGGUCAUCAGUAAAGAAGCUCAGCUACUGGUAUUUACAAUCCCUAUUUUUGAGCCUUUGCCUUCCCAGUACUACAUCCGAGCAGUGUCUGAUAGGUGGUUAGGAGCUGAGGCUGUAUGUAUUAUCAACUUUCAACAUCUGAUUCUACCAGAGAGACAUCCUCCCCAUACAGGGGAUGUGACUCCUGAUAUGAAGUCCAUUGCCAAGGCUGACCUAAUUGUCACUACCCCAGAGAAGUGGGAUGGAGUCAGCAGAAGCUGGCAAAAUAGGAGCUAUGUUCAGCAAGUCACUAUUCUCAUCAUAGAUGAGAUUCAUCUGCUUGUUCUUAAAGUAAAUAAUGCAGGAAUAUCGGAUGGCCAUACUUGGAAGAUGGAGAACAUCAUUGGAACAGUAAGAGAUUCCAAUCUGAAGCUCACACUUGCUUUCGGAAUAGGAAUGCAUCAUGCUGGCCUACAUGAGAGAGACCGAAAAACAGUAGAGGAACUAUUUGUGAACUGUAAAGUACAGGUUCUUAUUGCUACAAGCACAUUAGCUUGGGGUGUAAACUUUCCAGCUCAUUUAGUAAUUAUUAAGGGAACAGAAUAUUAUGAUGGAAAAACAAGACGUUAUGUGGAUUUUCCCAUUACAGAUGUCCUCCAGAUGAUGGGGCGUGCUGGGAGGCCUCAGUUUGAUGACCAAGGCAAAGCUGUAAUUCUGGUUCAUGACAUAAAGAAAGACUUUUAUAAAAAAUUUCUUUAUGAACCUUUCCCAGUAGAAUCAAGCUUAUUAGGAGUGCUCUCUGACCAUUUGAAUGCUGAAAUUGCUGGUGGUACAAUAACAUCUAAGCAAGAUGCACUGGAUUAUAUCACCUGGACUUACUUCUUCCGACGUCUUAUCAUGAAUCCCAGCUACUACAAUUUGGGUGAUGUGAGCCAUGAUUCUGUGAACAAGUUUCUAUCCCAUCUGAUUGAGAAGUCCCUGAUUGAAUUGGAACUUUCCUACUGUAUUGAAAUUGGAGAGGAUAAUCGGAGCAUUGAACCUCUCACAUAUGGCCGAAUUGCCUCCUAUUACUACUUGAAGCACCAAACAGUUAAAAUGUUCAAGGACCGUUUGAAACCUGAAUGCAGCACUGAAGAAUUGCUUUCAAUUCUGAGUGACGCAGAAGAAUAUACAGAUUUGCCAGUAAGACACAAUGAAGAUCACAUGAAUAGUGAACUGGCAAAAUGUCUUCCCAUGGAACCAAAUCCUCAUUCCUUUGACAGCCCGCACACCAAAGCACAUCUCCUGCUGCAGGCACAUCUCAGCCGAGCCAUGCUGCCCUGCCCAGAUUAUGACACUGAUACCAAAACGGUCUUGGACCAAGCUCUCAGAGUAUGUCAGGCAAUGCUGGAUGUGGCUGCAAACCAGGGCUGGCUGGUGACUGCCCUGAAUAUUACCAAUCUGGUUCAAAUGGUGAUCCAGGGUCGGUGGUUAAAAGACUCUUCUCUUCUUACAGUACCAAACAUAGAACACCACCAUCUUCACCUUUUCAGGAAAUGGAAGCCCAUUAUAAAGGGCCCACAUGCUAGAUGUCGAACUUCCAUCGAAUGCCUUCCUGAACUAAUCCAUGCCUGUGGAGGGAAAGACCAUGUAUUCAGCUCCAUGGUAGAAAAUGAGCUACAUGCUGCAAAAACAAAGCAGGCAUGGAAUUUCUUAUCUCGCUUGCCAGUGAUAAAUGUUGGCAUAAGUGUUAAAGGCUCAUGGGAUGACUUAGUUGAAGGACAUAAUGAACUCUCUGUCUCAACUCUGACUGCGGACAAACGAGAUGACAACAAAUGGAUCAAAUUGCAUGCUGAUCAAGAGUAUGUGCUUGAAGUCAGCUUGCAGAGAGUCCACUUUGGGUUCCACAAGGGAAAGCAAGAGAGCUGUGCAGUUACCCCUCGAUUUCCCAAAUCAAAAGAUGAAGGAUGGUUUUUGAUAUUAGGAGAAGUGGAUAAGAGAGAACUUAUUGCUUUGAAAAGAGUAGGAUAUGUUCGAAAUCAGCAUGUUGCUUCCCUUUCUUUUUAUACCCCUGAAAUACCUGGAAGGUAUAUCUACACACUGUAUUUCAUGAGUGACUGCUACCUUGGCCUGGACCAGCAGUAUGACAUUUAUCUCAAUGUCACGCGAGCGAACAUUUCUACCCAGGUCGACACAGAGGUCUCUGAUGCCUUGACUGAGCUGGCAGUAAAGUAAUCUGACCUGAACAAGCCUUUGAAAGAAGUGGUUAAGAAACCUGGCUGUUGAGUCAUCUAGACAAAGUCAAAUUACUGAUGUUUGCCUUGACGGAAUCAACUUCUAACCUCAGGACACCCAGGAAAUUGACAGUGGCUGCAGUAUUGACUCCAGGACCAUAAAGUUAGCUGCAGUGGCCUUUUAAUAAAUGUUGCCUUUUAUAAUAUUGUUUUCAUGGAUUUCUUGAUAUGAAAAAUGAAUAAGUAUGUAGGAUAAUCUUUAAAUUUGUGUAUAUUUGAGAUGAUAUUUAGGAGUUAUCAAAUUUCACAUCUCACAAUGUCUGUUUACAUGAAUAUUGACUUCUUUUUUUUUUUUAAAGGAAAACUAUAUUGAGGCAAUGCAGUGUUAGGGUUUGUUCUAACAGAUUUCUAACUCUGCAGCAUAAAAUAUGUAGUAUAAAUCUGUAAAGGGAUGCACAAUGUGUCUUGUUAGCAAAGUUUAUACUUUGAUCACAUGUCAGAGUAGUUUCAAGAAUUUCUUAUAGUCAUAAAUGUUAAUAAUAUAUGAUGUAAAAUUAUAUUAUGGAGCCUAAUGAUGAUAGCAAAGAAAACAGAAUAUACUGAUCCUAGAAAAUGUAGGUACUGUAAACUGGUAGAAAUAAAUAUAUAGGCUGCCACUUCAAGA